AAUCAGGUUUUGGCAUCAUCCCACAAUACCCUGAGAAGUUGGUGAUGGGGGAAGAGUGGACUUUUUUUUCAAAGAAUGCUGUGGUGACUCGAGUACAACACAUGAAGAAUUCCAGAAAAGAGCCAUUUUUGAAGUCAGCGGUGAAUCAGAGGUUUUCUGACCCUCUCGAGUGCCUUCUAUGAAGAAGAGUUCAACUCUGGCUCCAGUUUGUCCCCUACUCUUUUCCCGAAUCCCUCGACAUUCCUUGCUCUUUUCCCCAGGCACCGCAUGGCCUGUGACAUUUGCUGGGACUCACACACGGCGUCCAACCUCCUUUCUCCGAGCGAUGACUCCUAGGAAGUUCCCAAGGACGGGAGCGAUGCAGGCUCCGACACGCGAGGGCGGGGGGCGGGGGUGGGGGAUGCGAUGGACGGGGGAGCGGAAGGGAAAGAGAGAGAGAGGGGACCUGGGUGUAGAGAGGGCCCAGGGCCGCAUGAGCCAAGCCAGGGAGGAGCAGGGGGUUCAUCUCAGCAACCUGAUCGGUGUCGGCCUUUCCCUCCCUUCAACCCUCCAUUGGUGUUGCUGGAACUCGGAAGACUGCUAGACAGACAUCCUCUAGGGCACUCUCCCUGACUCACUUUGCUGUGCUUUUAAGCACUCUUUUCUGGAUCAACAAGAGUUUGCUAGUAAAAAUCUGAGCCCGCCAUCUCGAUGCUUCUCCUGUCUCUAAAACUGGUGCCCGGGCUGAGGCCCCAGGUGACAGACGUUUUCCAGUCUACGCUGCGCGGUGCUAAGCCUCUGCGAGGCAGAGCGCACUAAAGCGUGCGCCGCCUCCGGGAGAGCUGAGCUCAGGACAGCAUCCUCUCCGUGCGGUCGCCGCUGGGCACCCAGCAGCGCGGUCUGGCUCCGCUUCUUGUGUCGCUGGCCUUAAGAGUGGGACUGUGAAGGUGGCUGGGCGCUGGAAUUUGUGGUUUUAAAAGUUCUUGACACCUGCUAGAAAGUGCUAGAGGACUCUUCAGCCCCUAAGGUGCCCCUAGUCACCAAGAGUAGGCGCUUUUCCUGAAAUUGAUAUGGGAAAUUUGAAAAGUAGGGUUUUUGAGAACAAGCCACAUCAGAUCUUUCCCCACUUAUUUCAACCUCUUAUCGUUCCUGCCCCUAAGGUUCUGGUCACGGUUGCACAUUUAAUGCUUUCACAUGGAAGUGCUGUUGAAGACUGAGACUGCACCCCACCCUCCAAAGCAUCCCAUAAGCAAGCACAGUUUCUUACUAGCCAAGGAGAAGGGAAAGCACUAGUUGAAAGUGGCCACAGGAAAUGCUCAAAGAUGUUCAGAAUGCAUGGGACAUAUGCAAGGACUCCAAAUCCUUACAGUGGCUGCUGGUUUCAGAAGGUGUUUCUCCCAAAUAGAAAGGAUUGGUCACGGAAAUGCCCUGUAGGAGAAAGACACUGGUAUCCGUUUCUUAAAGGACAUUCACACUUAUGAAGUGUUUAGGGCAAAGCAAAAAGGAGGAAGAUGAGGGAAAUUCCUGAUGACUUUACUGAUGUUAAAAUUCCAUAGAUUUAGCUACUCCUUUUUUUUUUUUCCUUUCACAUCAUCAAUUCAGAAUUCUAUAAAGGAAGAGAAUGACAUGGUAGAAAAUCAUUGGCCUAGGAGAAAAGAGCCCGUAGGCGUUUAGGUGUUAUAUAGUGCAGCCAGAAAGCUCUGGAGCAUCAGGGAGACUCCAACUUAAGGCAACAGCAUGGUUUCUUUCAGGAAAAUCUUCAUCUUACAACUUGUAGGGCUGGUGUUAACUUACGACUUCACUAACUGUGACUUUGAGAAGAUUAAAGCAGCCUAUCUCAGUACUAUUUCUAAAGACCUGAUUACAUAUAUGAGUGGGACCAAAAGUACCGAGUUCAACAACACCGUCUCUUGUAGCAAUCGGCCACAUUGCCUUACUGAAAUCCAGAGCCUAACCUUCAAUCCCACCGCCGGCUGCGCGUCGCUCGCCAAAGAAAUGUUCGCCAUGAAAACUAAGGCUGCCUUAGCUAUCUGGUGCCCAGGCUAUUCGGAAACUCAGAUAAAUGCUACUCAGGCAAUGAAGAAGAGGAGAAAAAGGAAAGUCACAACCAAUAAAUGUCUGGAACAAGUGUCACAAUUACAAGGAUUGUGGCGUCGCUUCAAUCGACCUUUACUGAAACAACAGUAAACCAUCUUUAUUAUGGUCAUAUUUCACAGCACCAAAAUAAAUCAUCUUUAUUAAGUAGAUGAAACAUUAACUCUAACUGUGACAAAGAAGACCACAGAUAGUUAUCUUUUAAUUACAGAAGAGUUUCUUAACUUAUUUUUGUAAGUUUUUAUUGUGUAAGUUUAUAAUGCAGGGGAAGUACUACUCCUCAAAUGUUGAGGGAAGCUUCCAUAACAUCGAUGACUGACUUCAUGGCAGUAAUUCUCAGCUGUAGUUGCAUAAGCAUUGCUCAAGAGGAAAAUCCAAAAGUGCAGCAGGAGAACUCUUUUCCCUGAAAAAGUAAAAAUAUUGAACUCAAUGAUAGCACCUAAACUUACAUUUAAAAGACAGAUAUUCCUUCUACAUGUAAUGACACUUCUUGUGUUAAACUAAAAAUUUACAAGAGAAGAAAGUGAAAGCAAAUGGGGUUUCACAAAUAGUUGUAAAUAUAGUGAAGCAAUUUGAAAUAAUUUUCAAGCAAAAUAUUGUGAAAGUAUUCUAAGCCAAGUUUUAAAUAUUAUCUAACAGACAAGAGUGGUAUAUACAAGUAGAUCCUGAGAAGUACCUUUGUUACAGCUACUAUAAAUAUACAUAUAAAUUAUAGAAUCUACUUUAAUUUAUUUUGUGAACACUUUUGAAAAUGUACAUGUUCCUUUGUAAUUGACACUAUAUAUUUCUUAAUAAAAUAAUUCUCAAAUUUGUUUCUUAUGAA
Messenger RNA from Pan troglodytes (chimpanzee), 2896 nucleotides. It is a transcript of the gene TSLP, whose product is annotated as thymic stromal lymphopoietin. The record is from RefSeq and is a predicted model, not a curated record. Gene Ontology annotation, cellular component: extracellular region. The transcript has 5 exons. Gene Ontology annotation, biological process: positive regulation of interleukin-13 production; positive regulation of inflammatory response; positive regulation of interleukin-10 production. Gene Ontology annotation, molecular function: cytokine activity; interleukin-7 receptor binding. The coding region runs from base 1717 to 2166 and encodes 149 amino acids. NCBI's taxonomy places the organism in Eukaryota, Metazoa, Chordata, Mammalia, Primates, Hominidae.